AUGAAGCUCCUCCCAGUCUUCACCGCGAGCCAGAUUGUCAGCGGAUGUGUUGCGGCUACACUUCCUUUGACGCGACGUUGUGCAUCUCAUGUCUCCCACCCUAGUGCUCCACUGCUCGCUGCUCAGUACAGUAGCACUUUCGAUGUCGACGUUACUUUUGCCAACCAAACCUUCAAGCUCCUUGUCGACACUGGCAGCAGUGACACAUAUGUCGUGCGAACUGGCUUCCAAUGCAUCAACGCGACGACCAAUCUUGAAAUCCCCGAAGCCGACUGUCUGUACAGUCCGCAGACAUACCACCAAUCCAGCACCUAUCGCCAGAUCCCCAACGAGACCUUCGGGGUCCAGUACGGCAAUGGCAUUGCCAGUGGUGUCAUGGCAUACGAGGAUCUCACCUUGGCCGGCAUCACCGUUAAGGGGCAAGCCGUGGGGAUCGCCGAUCACAGCAACCCGAUGGGCGACGGGGUCAACAGCGGAGUGCUGGGUCUCGCCUACCCAUCCCUCACCUCUGCCCACCCGGGGAAUGACACCGACAAUACGACCUUCUUCUACAACCGGGCAGUGUAUAGCCCUGUCUUCAACACCAUCCCAAAUUUCUCCAUCGUGCCCGUGGAGAUCCUAGACAACAUCCCGACCGAAUUCACAUCCGGCCAACGCACCCGAUCGUACUGGGCUUUUAGUGUCUCGGCCGUCACCUACGGCGAAACCGGUGCGCAGGAUCUCACCACAAAUGCGACGUCGUUCCAGGCGUUCACGGACACCGGAAACGAACUCAGCUUCCUGCCUGCAGCGGUGGUGGAGCCGAUCAAUGCUCUGUUUGCCCCGCCGGCGGUGUAUGAUGAUGCGUCGGGGGUGUAUGUGGUGGACUGUGAUGCGGAAGCGCCCACUUUUGGAGUCACCAUCGGGGAUCAGACGUUCUAUCAUGAGGGACGAGAUCUUAUCUAUCAGACGGGGGAUGGGGUCUGUGUGUCGGCGCUGGCGGCAUCGGAGAGCGUGGCGUAUGAAGGCAUUGUGCUGAACAUCCUGGGGGCGUCGUUUCUGAAGAAUGUGGUCUCGGUGUAUGAUUUUGGGAAGAAUGAGCUGCGAUUUGCGCAGAGGUUGGGAUUGUGA
Messenger RNA from Aspergillus aculeatus ATCC 16872, 1110 nucleotides. RefSeq lists its product as uncharacterized. The record is from RefSeq and is a predicted model, not a curated record. Lineage: Eukaryota; Fungi; Ascomycota; Eurotiomycetes; Eurotiales; Aspergillaceae. Gene Ontology annotation, biological process: proteolysis. The coding region runs from base 1 to 1110 and encodes 369 amino acids. The transcript is spliced from 2 exons. Gene Ontology annotation, cellular component: fungal-type vacuole. Gene Ontology annotation, molecular function: aspartic-type endopeptidase activity.